ACACUUACCAAAUGUUGUUCAUGUACAGUAUAUGUUAAGCUGGUACUUGACAGGAUGUCUAAGUGUUAAAUUUGGCUGAAAAUAUUAGAAGUAUUAUCAAAAUGAUAAAGCUGAAUAAGAAUAAGAAAAUAACAGCAGAUGGAGAGCAACUUUUAUUUAACAAAACAAUCACCUCAAGCGCAUAAUUAAUAUAUAAUAUUUUGAAACCCCUGCGAUCUAAGCCAACAUCGUAAUCAUGAAUAGAGGUUCAAAAUCAAUCCAAUCAAGUUUUUCUGUGUGUAAUCUGAUUUCUCAUUUCUUUAGGAUUGGGAAACUGGCCCUAUGGAAAGUCCCAAAUGUUACAAACUCCAAUGACACAACAAAGAUAGGUCCUUGAUGAGGAACCAGAUGCCAUUUGUGAAAGCUGUCACUUUAUAUUCCCUACAUCACGCUGCAUGGAGUACCACACCUCGGUUGUUCACACUUUAUAUUCCCUACAUCACGCUGCAUGGAGUACCACACCUCGGUUGUUCACACUUUAUAUUCUCUACAUCACGCUGCAUGGAGUACCACACCUCGGUUGUUCACACUUUAUAUUCCCUACAUCACGCUGCAUGGAGUACCACACCUCGGUUGUUCACACUUUAUAUUCCCCACAUCACGCUGCAUGGAGUACCACACCUCGGUUGUUCACACUUUAUAUUCCCUACAUCACGCUGCAUGGAGUACCACACCUCGGUUGUUCACAUUUUAUAUUCCCCACAUCACGCUGCAUGGAGUACCACACCUCGGUUGUUCACACUUUAUAUUCCCUACAUCACGCUGCAUGGAGUACCACACCUCGGUUGUUCACACUUUAUAUUCCCCACAUCACGCUGCAUGGAGUACCACACCUCGGUUGUUCACACUUUAUAUUCCCUACAUCACGCUGCAUGGAGUACCACACCUCGGUUGUUCACAUUUUAUAUUCCCCACAUCACGCUGCAUGGAGUACCACACCUCGGUUGUUCACACUUUAUAUUCCC
Owenia fusiformis is the source of this 1004-nucleotide messenger RNA. The record is from the annotation of a GenBank genome assembly. Lineage: Eukaryota; Metazoa; Annelida; Polychaeta; Sabellida; Oweniidae.